GUGAAAAUGAUGCAGAUUUAAAGAAGAGAGCGAUCCAAACUUAUGAGGAGGAUCACAAAGAUGAUGGUCCAUUUAUGUUCGAGCAUUGUUGGGAGGUUCUUAAAAAGCAACCAAAAUGGGACGCGUAUUUGGAACGCCUAGAAGAUUUGGAGUCGGGCAAGAGGAAGUUUGUUGUUGAUGAUGAAGUGGGAAAGCAUUUCACUCUCGAUGAUGUUCAAGAUGAACGACCACCAGGUGGCAAGCAAGCUAAGGGGAAACCGAAACGGAAAAGAAAUGACGAAAGUUGUAUAAUAGAUCUUGAAGAUGAGCUUAGCAAGUUUGUAGAAGCUCAGACUGCAGCAAAUGAAGGCCGCAAAGAAAUGUUAGAGACACAAAGGCGUGUGUCGAGUGAGAAUCUGGAAGCUCGGAAGCUUGCAUGCCUUGCAGCAAAAGAUCACAAGGAGUCAGUCAUGCUAGAAACGUAUCGCUCAUUGAUGAUGCAAGACACGACUGGGAUGUCCGAAGACGUGAGAUCUGAGCAUGUGUUGGCACUGAAGUGUUUCAGGGAGAAGCUGUUUGGAAAAACUGACUAAGGUAUUGCCUACUUUUUGGUAACAUACAAGUUACAUUAUUCUCUGCUAGAAAUAUUAAUAGGGUACAAAUAGAAGUUGUAGUCCACAGUCAAAUUUCAAUUAACUGCAUGCAGUCCAGAUAACCAUGUUGAAAUUAUAGUCCAGAUAACUAAGUUGAAAUUGUAGUCAAGAGUCAAAUUUGACUUAACUGCAAUGCAGUCCAGAUAACCAUGCUGAAUGCACUUAACUACAAGGCAUUCCAGAUAACAAUGCAGUAAUUAAUACAGACCCAGAGAGAACAUGGCACAUCUAUAUAAUACACCAUCUCAUCCUCAGACUCCCAUCAUGCCAUCUCAUCCUAAUCAUCAUAGACACCCAUCUCCCUCACCAACCAUGCCAGAUUCAUCUCCAUACUCCGAUGAUUCCGAUGAACUUGCCCCAUCCAGAAUCAUGGAAGCGUAUGCUUCUGAGCAAACCAUCCUAGACUCCUUUGCUGAGAGCCUCAUGACGAAGAUCAAGGCUAAGCUCACAGCUAGCUUAUCUCAUGGAAGAAGUGGUCCAAGGAAGAGAAUUCGGAGGGAUCAUGAAGGUGCUCAUCAGCGUCUAGUGGAGGACUAUUUCGCUGAAGAACCACUCUACCCCGAGAGUAUGUUUCGUACAAGAUUCCGCAUGAAUAAACAUCUCUUCAUCCGCAUUGUGAAUGCCCUUGGUCAGUGGUCUCCCUAUUUCACUUAUAGGGCAGAUUGUGCUGGUCGAAUAGGGCUCUCACCAUUGCAAAAGUGUACAGCAGCUAUGCGCAUGCUAGCAUAUGGCACUCCUGCAGAUGCGCUGGAUGAGUAUUUAAAGAUUGGGAAGUGCACAGCAUUGGAGUGCUUGGACAAGUUUGCACGAGGGGUUAUUGAGGUAUUUGGUGGGGAGUACUUGCGACGCCCCACUAGGGAGGAUGUCGAGCGUUUACUUCAGGUUAAUGAGGCUCGUGGUUUUCCUGGAAUGUUAGGAAGUAUCGAUUGCAUGCAUUGGCGAUGGGAGAAGUGUCCUUUAGCAUGGAGGGGGCAAUUCACACGUGGUGAUUAUGGAGUGCCAACAAUGGUCCUAGAAGCUGUUGCUUCCCACGACCUUCGUAUUUGGCAUGCUUUCUUUGGUAUUGCUGGGUCAAAUAAUGACCUCAAUGUGCUCAACCAAUCCCCACUGUUUUUUGAUGCAUUAAAAGGAGAAGCCCCCCAGGUUCAGUUUUCUGUCAAUGGAAAUGAGUAUAACACAGGUUAUUACCUUGCUGAUGGUAUAUACCCAGAAUGGGCUGCCUUCAUGAAGACCAUACCACUUCCCCAAACAGAGAAGCAUAAGUUGUUUGCCAAGCAGCAAGAAGGAGCAAGGAAAGAUGUGGAGCGUGCUUUUGGGGUAUUGCAAUCCCGUUUUACCAUUGUUCGUCGGCCUGCACGACUAUGGCAAAGAAAAAGUGUUGGAAGGAUCAUGCGAGCUUGUGUGAUUCUUCAUAAUAUGAUAAUCGAAGAUGAGAGAGAGCAGGCUACCAUUCAUAUUGACUUGAAUGAGAUUCCAGGGGCUUCAUUGGCUCUACCCCCUGAAGUGAAUGUUGGUGGAAAUCUGUGCUUCGCUGAUGUGUUGCGUAGAAAAGCUACUAUUCGUGCUCGUCCACAACAUACUCAACUUAAAAAUGAUUUGGUCGAGCAUAUUUGGCAUAGGUUUCAUAAUUAGUCACGGUAGGUUUUUUAUGACUGCAUGUUCAUAUUCUUUUUUAUUCUUAUUAUUACAUUGAGGAUGACCAUGAUAUCUUACAUGCAUUUUAUUUCAGGACUAUGCUAUGAUGUGGUGAUUGCUGCAGUGCAAACUGGUUCGAAGCUUCUUUCUACCAAGAUCAAUAGAUAAUGGCUUGUUUGGCAGUCUAUUUGGUUAAUGUUUUUGUUUGAAAGACUUAUUUGAAGUACUUUUGGUUAAUGCUUGUAUCAGAAAGAGUGUAAUGCUUAAUUGUUGUUGUCAUGGUGUGUUGUGUGCGACCAGGUAAUGAGGGCAAUGUUGCUAGAAAGAAUUGUGUUAUCUGGGCAUUAUGAUGAUCAUUGAUGAUUGCAAGUUGAUCUGCUAUUGGGUCCUUCAUAGUAAUAGUAAUUUGUUUGUUAUGUAGGAGCAUAUAUAUGAAUGUUGUUUGAUGAAAUGGCCACAAAGAUGUAUUGUAUGAUGGAUCCUGCACCUUUUGUGCACAUGCAAGCAUUUAAAUGAAUGGGGCCACUCUUAUAGCUAACCCAAAAGCUAAGCCAUUAUAUGAGGGAAUGCUUAGAUGACAUGGCAGUGUACUAUAGCCAGCAGCCGACUGCUCUAUUAAC
Hordeum vulgare subsp. vulgare (domesticated barley) is the source of this 2887-nucleotide messenger RNA. RefSeq lists its product as uncharacterized. The record is from RefSeq and is a predicted model, not a curated record. Lineage: Eukaryota; Viridiplantae; Streptophyta; Magnoliopsida; Poales; Poaceae. The transcript has a single exon. The coding region runs from base 852 to 2264 and encodes 470 amino acids.